CGGCUCCCACUAUUUAAACCCAUUGGGAUCGGUCUGAAUCAUUCUCUCUCUCUGGAAUUUCUUUGAAAUUGCUUGCGUUCGUUCGAAUAUCUUUCUCUCUCUCUCUGUAGAAAUCUCGGCGGAGUUCACCAGGUCUAUGAACAUGGGCUCGAAUUCAGUUGUGGAUAUGAUAGAGGCCUCCUCAGGGGUUCAUUUUUCUGGAUUUCACAUGGAUGGCUUAGAACAAAGAUCCAAGGUGGAGCAACCAACAACAUCAGCACAUGGAAACAUGCAUAAACAGCCCUUUGUUAUUGGUGUUGCUGGUGGGGCAGCUUCUGGUAAGACUACAGUUUGUGAUAUGAUUAUACAACAGCUUCAUGAUCAGCGUGUUGUUCUUGUUAAUCAGGAUUCCUUUUAUCAUAAUCUGACUGAGGAGGAACUUAAACGUGUACAUGAAUACAACUUUGACCAUCCUGAUGCAUUUGACACCGAGAAACUGUUAUCUUCAAUGGACAAGUUGAAGCAUGGGCAAGCAGUAGAUAUUCCAAACUAUGAUUUCAAAAGUUACAAAAAUAGUGUGUGUCCAGCUAGACGGGUAAACCCUUCAGAUGUCAUCAUCUUGGAAGGCAUUCUUGCUUUCCAUGAUCCUCGUGUACGAGAGUUGAUGAAUAUGAAGAUUUUUGUUGAUACAGAUGCUGAUGUUCGGUUGGCUAGGAGGAUAAGGCGUGAUACAGUUGAGAAGGGAAGGGAUAUUGGUCAAGUUCUUGAUCAGUACUCAAAGUUUGUUAAGCCGGCUUUUGAUGACUUCAUUCUUCCAACAAAGAAGUAUGCUGAUAUCAUUAUUCCUCGCGGCGGAGAUAAUCACAUAGCUGUUGAUUUGAUUGUACAACAUAUUCGUACUAAGCUUGGUCAACAUGACCUUUGUAAAAUAUAUCCCAAUCUAUAUGUCAUACACUCAACCUUUCAGAUACGGGGUAUGCAUACUCUCAUACGUGAUUCUCAAACAACAAAGCAUGAUUUUGUUUUCUAUUCAGACCGGUUGAUUCGUUUGGUUGUUGAACAUGGCCUGGGACAUCUACCAUUUACCGAAAAGCAGGUGAUCACUCCAACUGGGUCUGUGUAUAUCGGUGUGGAUUUUUGUAAGAGGUUGUGCGGUGUGUCUAUCAUCAGGAGUGGCGAGAGUAUGGAGAAUGCUUUGCGAGCAUGUUGUAAAGGUAUCAAGAUUGGAAAGAUUCUUAUUCAUAGAGAAGGAGACAAUGGUCAGCAGCUAAUUUAUGAAAAACUACCCAACGACAUUUCAGAGAGGCAUGUAUUACUGUUGGAUCCUAUCCUAGGCACAGGGAACUCGGCUGUUCAAGCUAUUUCUCUAAUUUUAGAGAAGGGCGUCCCAGAGUCCAACAUUAUAUUUCUCAAUCUCAUAUCUGCACCUCAAGGUGUGCACGUGGUCUGCAAACGCUUCCCCAGAAUAAAGAUUGUGACAUCUGAGAUUGAAACUGGUCUGAACAAAGAUUUUCGUGUAGUACCUGGCAUGGGUGAGUUUGGGGACCGAUAUUUUGGAACUGAUGAUGACGAUCAACAAGUGGUAGCUCCUUCAUCAGUGUAGUUCCAAUGAAAACUGCUAGUUGGUCCAACCCUUUGAUCAACUCGAGUUAUUUUCGGCAAUGCUGCUGGGUUCUACAUUUCAGUGUUGAAAAAAUUUUGACUUCAUGAAACCGAAUUAUCAUCCUUCAAGUCUUUGGUAAUUUUGUUUUCAAACUAUUUGGCUUAUAGGGAAUUUCUUUCGCAAAUGAUGGUCUUUAUAAAGUGACGAUGCCGUUGAAAGGGUUGGACCGCUAGUUGUCCUAGCAGGCAGUGAGUGUGUGCCUAGAUAGUCAAGUUCCCUUUUGAACUUCACUUUGCAUUUGUAUGGCUUCAAGGGGAAACGAUUUACGGGCAAAUGAAUGACCCUCCCCAUGAUAUGUAUUAUGAACCAGGACAUUUACCGGCAUGAUGAUAAUAUCUUUUUUGUUGCUUCGCAA
Malus domestica (apple) is the source of this 1997-nucleotide messenger RNA. RefSeq names its product uridine kinase-like protein 3. Gene Ontology annotation, molecular function: ATP binding; kinase activity. The record is from RefSeq and is a predicted model, not a curated record. NCBI's taxonomy places the organism in Eukaryota, Viridiplantae, Streptophyta, Magnoliopsida, Rosales, Rosaceae. Gene Ontology annotation, cellular component: cytoplasm.